AUGAAAAGGUGGAGAUUUUUACUCGGAUUCGGAAGUGAAACAGGUCAAUCAAAAUCAAUUGCUCAAGGAAUGGUUGAUAUUGCAUCCGAGCAACAUCAAAUAUGUGCAGACAUGUUUGAAUUGGAUGAAGUUGAUAAACAAUUCAAAUUAGAAGAAGAACCAGUCAUGGUUAUUAUAACAUCAUCAACAGGGGAUGGUGAACCACCCAGUAAUGCAAGUAAAUUCUGGCGCAAAAUUCGUCGUGAAAAAAACUCAAAACUUCUUUCACAUAUGAAAUAUACUAUCUUAGGAUUAGGUGAUACAAAUUAUUCGACUUUUUGUAAUUGUGGUCGUGUACUUGAUCGUCGUUUUGAAGAACUUGGUGCUACUCGAUUCUAUCCUUCAGCAUGGGCUGAUGAUGCUGUUGGUCUGGAUUUAAUAGUUGAACCGUGGCUUCAAGGUUUUUGGCCUGCUUUAAAAGAAACUCUAAUGAAAUUGAAUACUUCUACUGAAACAUCAAUAAAUAAUCUAUCCGAAUCCAUAAAUCAACUGAAUUUAACACAAGAAAUUAAACCAACAGUAAAUCGACAAUUAUCAUCAUCUAAUAAAUUUAAAUCAAAUCAAGAUAACAUUACUUAUUCAUCAACUUUAGCUGAAAUGACAACAUUAACAUUACCACCUAAAUCGUCACAUUCAUUAUCAAUAAAACUCAUCGAAUCAUCUGAAGAUAAAAAUCAACUACCGGUUGACUCACAUUAUCAUAUUUCAGCAUUAAUUCGUCGAGAAUGUUUAACACAUGAUACAGCAAUAAAACCUGUUAUGUCUAUUGAAUUACAACUUUCGGAAGAAGAAUUUUUAUUUGAAGCAGGAGAUGCAAUUAAAAUUGUUUGUGCAAAUGAUGAAAAUGAAGUUAAUCUUCUUUUAAAACGUUUAGAAUGGAUGGAUAAAGCAUCUCAUCAAUUAGAUAUUUCACUUUCACCAGAUAAUACAAAAAAAUCAGCUAAAAUACCAACAUAUAUACCACCAAUGUGUUCAUUACGUUAUGCAUUAACAAAUUGUAUUGAUAUUCGAUCAUCACCAAGAAAAAAUUUAUUAAGAUUAUUUGUUGAUUGUACAACUGAUGAAGAUGAAAAACGUCGUCUUGAAGAAUUAUGUAGUAGAGAAGGUUCAGACAUUUAUAUAAAAUAUAUUCUUGAAGAACAUUUAUCAAUUCUUGAUAUUCUCAAUCAUUUUCCAAGUUGUAAACCAGAUGUUGCUAUGUUAAUUGAAUUUUUACCACAAUUAAUACCUCGAUUUUAUUCAGUAUGCAGUUCAUCAUUAGACGAUGCUCGAUCUAUCAAAUUUGUUUACAGUGCAUUGAAAUUUGAAGCUUUAAAUGGUCGAACAUAUGAACGAUUUGGUGUUUGUACGAAUUGGUUAAAUAACAUAACAAUUGGAACGAAGAUUUUAAUACAAACAAGAAUUAGUCAACAUUUUCGAUUACCAUUAACUCUUGAUACUCCAUUGAUUAUGAUUGGACCAGGAACAGGUGUAGCACCAUUUAUUGGAUUUCUUGAACAUUUGUAUCUUUCUUCGAAAUCAAUUGCGGGUUUUGAUGUGAAUAAUUUACAUACUUGGCUUUUCUAUGGAUGUCGUCAUCGACAACGGGAUUUUCUUUUUGAAGAGCAAAUUCAAAUGUAUCAACAAAUUAAUAUAUUGAAACAUUUAUUUGUUGCAGCAUCAAGAGAAGAAGGUUAUCCUUUUCGUUACGUUCAAGAUCAGCUUAAAGCAAAUGGACAUGAAUUAGCCAAUUUAAUUUAUAAUCGAAAUGCUAUUGUAUAUGUAUGUGGGGAUAUUAAAACAAUGGUUCGUGAUGUUCGAGAAACAAUAGUUCAUAUACUGCAAGAACAUUCUGAUAUAACAAAUAUUGAUGAAUACAUGAAAUCAUUGGAGACAUCUCGACGUUAUCUUCUCGAUAUUUGGAGUUAA
Messenger RNA from Rotaria sp. Silwood2, 1947 nucleotides. The record is from the annotation of a GenBank genome assembly. NCBI's taxonomy places the organism in Eukaryota, Metazoa, Rotifera, Eurotatoria, Philodinida, Philodinidae.